This is a messenger RNA of Panicum virgatum (switchgrass), 1537 nucleotides long. RefSeq names its product probable sugar phosphate/phosphate translocator At5g25400. Bases 46 to 1335 code for a protein of 429 amino acids. The record is from RefSeq and is a predicted model, not a curated record. The transcript has a single exon. NCBI's taxonomy places the organism in Eukaryota, Viridiplantae, Streptophyta, Magnoliopsida, Poales, Poaceae. Gene Ontology annotation, molecular function: antiporter activity. Gene Ontology annotation, cellular component: Golgi apparatus; endosome; trans-Golgi network.
AGCGUACGUAAAGGCUCCACCAGCCCAUCCCGUGCACUGACGACAAUGGCAAGCUUAAAUGUCAACGAGCAGAGUCUCCCUAAGCUACUAUUCAUAGCACUCUGUCUCUGCACUCUGCAGCAGGCAGCGUCACUGCUCACCCAGCCCAGGCAUCACUCCCUGCGAGCCGCGUCAAGUCCAGGCCCCAUGGGCGCCGGCGACGACACCGCGCCGGCCAAGGCCGCCAUGGAGGUGUCCUCGGUGUCCUCGUCGUCGACCUCCGCCUCCACGGCGCCAUUGCCGCCACCGUCGGUGCUCAGGUCUGUGCUGAUGUCGUACGCGUACGUGGGCAUCUGGAUCAGCCUGAGCUUCUCGGUGAUCGUGUACAACAAGUACAUCCUGGACCCCAAGAUGUACGGGUGGCCCUUCCCCAUCUCGCUCACCAUGAUCCACAUGGCCUUCUGCGCCACCCUCGCCGCGCUGCUCGUCCGCGUGCUCCGCGUCGUCGACGUCCCCGCCUCGCCGCCCAUGACGCCGCGCCUCUACGCCGCCUCCGUCGUCCCCAUCGGCGCGCUCUACGCGCUCUCGCUCUGGUUCUCCAACUCCGCCUACAUCUACCUCUCGGUCUCCUUCAUCCAGAUGCUCAAGGCGCUCAUGCCCGUCGCCGUCUACUCCCUCGCCGUCGCCUUCCGCACCGACUCCUUCCGCCGCGCCUCCAUGCUCAACAUGCUCGGCAUCUCCGCGGGCGUCGCCGUCGCGGCCUACGGCGAGGCGCGCUUCGACGCGUUCGGCGUCGCGCUCCAGCUCGCCGCCGUCGCCGCCGAGGCCACGCGGCUCGUGCUCAUCCAGAUCCUUCUCACCUCCAGGGGCAUGUCCCUCAACCCCAUCACCUCGCUCUACUACAUCGCGCCCUGCUGCCUCGCCUUCCUCACCGUGCCGUGGUACGCCGUCGAGCUGCCCAGGCUGCGAGCCGCCGCGGCGUCGGCGGCGGGGCCCGACGUGUUCGUGUUCGGGACCAACUCUCUCUGCGCCUUCGCGCUGAACCUGGCCGUGUUCCUGCUGGUGGGGAAGACGUCGGCGCUGACCAUGAACGUGGCCGGCGUCGUCAAGGACUGGCUGCUCAUCGCCUUCUCGUGGACGGUGAUCAAGGACACCGUCACGCCCGUCAACCUCGCCGGCUACGGCAUCGCCUUCCUCGGCGUCGCCUACUACAACCACGCCAAGCUGCAGGGGCUCAAGGCCAAGGAGGCCGAGAGGAAGGCGGCGGCGACCGCGGUGCCCAAGCCGGAUGACGCGGAGGCGGCAGCGCGGCUGCUGCCGGAGAAGGAUGGCCGAGAUGGUGACCGCAAAAAUUGACGACGCUUCCAAAAUGAAUAUUGGACAUGUCGCAAUGCAAUUUAAUCAUUCCUCUUGAGAAACUUUGGUUUAGUUCUCGAUCGGACUAAUGUUGUUUAAGUUUUUUUAUUCUUCAGUACAGGAACUGCAAAGGAUAAAUGAUUUGGAAGGAUGUUUAUUUGUGGUGAAAUGAAAAGCUGAGUGGUAUAAUGAUUUGGAAGUA